GUUAUGAUGAGGAAAAGUGAGAUGUGUGUAGAUACCAAUGUGAUCAAAUCGCGUGUCUAUGCUGACUGACAUGAGAAGAAAUCAUGGCCUUACUCGAAGACGGACCCCGGUUGCCAUCGCUGGGCGCUGUACGACCCACCAAUCUCUCUAACCCAGGCACUUCCCUUCUGUCUCCGCCUUUAACAUCCUCAGCGUCCAAUGUGCCGCAUAGCACAAGCACAAUACAAGGUUACGGGAUGAGGUUGGGCCACGGGCAGCAGGGUACAUUGUCCUCCUCUGCGCCUCUAGUGAUGAUCCCGAUUAACAAGAAGAUCUCAGAGGCAGAGGACUCUUCGGUGCUCGCUCUCGCCAACAGGUCUCUCUCCGCUGUGCCAAAUGAAGUCUACUUCGCUGCUGGUGACAAACUCAGCGAUACUAGAUUUGUCGACAUAUCAAAAAAUUGUCUCUCCGAACUGGGCGAUGGGCUCUGUAAACUUAUGUCUCUGAACGGACUCAACUGCGAAAAGAACUCUAUUCGUAGUAUUUCGCCUUUCGUCUCUAACCUAGUGCACCUUCAAUUUCUCAAUCUUAGCUGUAAUCUUUUGACUGAAUUGCCAGAGGCCUUAUCCAGAAUUUCGAGACUGAAGAUUUUAAUUUUAUGCAGCAAUAAUAUUGCGUCAGUGACGCCACAUAUCGCUAGACUGACUCACCUCGAGAAACUGGAUGUGAGUCACAACGAGAUCACCACUCUGCCAGAUGAGAUCUGCAGACUGAGUGCUCUCAGGUGUCUCAAUCUCAGACAGAAUGCAUUGAGAACUCUGCCGGAAGAAUUGGGUAAGCUGGAACUGCACACACUGGACAUAUCUGUAAACAGAUUGCGACAUCUACCCCUGUCCUUGACUCGCAUGCGAGUGUGUCUGAAGGAACUAUCCGUUCACGACAACCCUCUAGACUCACCCCCUUUACAUAUCGCGAGGAGAGGCAGGACACACGUGCUAAACUAUCUCUCCAAACAGGAGGUCACUGAAAGAGUCAAAUUGGGACUGCUCAUGCAUCCGAACACUACUAACAGUAGUGCCAACCCUAACAACACACAGCCUUCAUUCAAUUUCGGUGCUUCGCAUGGGGGCUUCAGUGCAAAUGGCGCAAAAAACUCGAGUCGUGACUCUGGCUACCAGACGAGUGAGAGUGAGGGCAGCUUAGUGCGCAAUGCAUGGGCCAGCAGAUCAUUUCCAUCCCAAGGCCACGUCACGAAGACUACCAGGUCAAACAGUCUCAGCAACGGACCCCCGAGCUCUAAUCAACUGACAGCUGCUGUUGUUCAUGCGAACAAUGCAGCCAGCAACUUGAAGACAGAAGUUCCGAGGAAGUACAGUGCGGUUGAUUGCCAAGUUUUACAACACAGCCAGGCAACCCGUAUCAAAUCUACAGAACGGUCAAAUAGCUUUGAAAGUGCUCAAAUUCAUUCCAAACACAAGGUGGACCAUUCCACGACACAAAAUACCCAACAUCCGAUUAUAUCCAAAGAUAAUGUAUCGCGCAGGGUAUCGAUGCCCUCUCCUGCUUCAAAUCACAAGGCGAUCAACAGAUCCUCGCAUGACAGUGUAGAUUCCACUUCUUCGACGUUGACAGAUGCCAGCAAUGAAAAUUCACCUGUGCGCCAAAAUCCUCUGCACAAGAAUCUGGUGACAGUGAAUGGACAUGGAGAUGUGCGCAGUCGGAAUGCACGAGACGAAAUCAACUUGGCCGACUUCGAGAACUUUGAUGACGACGAUGACCAGGAUGAGGGGGAAGAAGAGGCUAUCUUGGCAUCUAUCAGAAGAAGAUCGAAUGCUCUCAGCUUCAGUGAAACGCCGGAAAACGGGACGCUUGAUGCGAGGAAAACAGAACAGACUACUUGUGAAGCAGUUCCAUACAAUGAAGAAAGAAAAUGUCCGAUUGUAUUCGACUGUGACACAUUAACCCUUCACUCCCCACCCCUUCAGUCUGAUAACUCAAUUGCGAACACCCCACCCACUAACUACAAAAGACAAACAGCUACUUCUUACAAUUCUCCUUCUUCGUCUAAACACGAGGCUUAUAACAGAACUCCACUCGGAAAACAACGAAGUGUGCCAGGGUGUAUUCAACUACAACAACAACAAGGAACAUACAGUGUACUACAGGGAUACCUUGCAACUGCUAAUACAUUGAAACAGAACAACUCCUUUGUCGCUUCCUACUCCCAACAUAUCAGCAAUAAUGGCGGUCAUCUCUCUCCUCACUACAAUAACUCUAAUAACAGUUAUAACAACUACAAUUCCUCCUCAUCUUUGUCACGCGCAAUCCCGCCCAAACCAGCCCCGAAACCAAGCCAAGCUGCAGUGGCGAAUGCACGUCGGUAUCAAUCACCAAUGAGACCGAACAAUAUACAAAGCGUCGCAGUGCAAGUUCUCCCACCGAAGUUUCCGGUUAAGACAAGAUCGACCUCGUGCGAUCCGAAACGACUUUCAAGCCCAGCUUUUAUGGCAGGAAGCAAUGAUUUUAUCCAAGAAUCGCAUUGUGUUGUCACGCGAAUUAUUGAAAACGAAAAAGAUACUUGGACAAAUCCAGCCAACCGCCUAAAUGAUCAGCAAACUAGAUUAGCUUGGCCUACUGCGAAACAAACUAAUAAAAGUGAUGCUCAAAAUGGACUUAGCUGGCAGAGUCAAACAUCAUCAGUAGGUGUUCAAAGUGUGAAAACAUCAGCAUCUACCUUCACACCACAGACUGCAGUCAUCUGUAUUGAGGACACGGUGGAGCGUCACGAAAGCACCCUGAGUCCCUCCUCUAGUGACUCAUCAAUUUCCAUAUCAUCUGACCCUUCCCGGUCCAGCUACGUGCCGGCAUCAGCCGAGGCGGGAAAAAUAACUGCACGCAGACAGGCACUCAAUUUCAAAGAUGAACGCCGCGCUUUGAAAUCGCUCAAGCAGGUGUUAGAGAGUAUUCUGGGAGUGAGAUUGGAGAGUGAUCUGCAGGAUUCCCUCUCAGAUGGAGUCCAUCUCUGCAACUUCAUUAACGCACUCGGCAUACCUAAUGCACAAGUACAAAACAUCAGACAGCACCAAACUCAACAAGGUCCUCUGCUGGUGAAGACGCGACUGCAGAAUGCUAUUCAUUUCGUAGACGCAUGUGUUGCCGCCGGUCUUCCCCAGAACAAGAUCUGCUCCCCUUAUGAUAUCGUGGAGAAGCGCAACUUCCCCUUAGUUUGUCGCACCAUCGAGAUGCUACUCCAAACCAGUCCCAAUCCCCCGCCUUGAUCCUUCAGCUUUGCCCUCUCACUCGCUCCUUACUCUCGAAGUGUUGUUGAUUAUACAUGUGACAAGAGCCGCCAAUGACUGUAUGAUCUAGAAAAUUUGAUUAAAAAAGAAAAUUGAUAUUAAUUAUCAAAGUGCAAUAGCGCCUAACUUCACUGUCUUUUUCUACUAGACCCAUACAGUUGUUGUCGUGAAAAUAGAUAAACAUUUGAACUUAGUGCUAUCUUAGUGCUAACUGGUCAAGUAAAAACUACAAUUAACCAUGAGAAUGGGAAAAUGGUUAUCUUGAUUUCAAAUUAUUGCUGUAAUUUGAAGUGCUAUACUAGACUUCAAGUACCUGCAAAAAUUAAGCGACAGAAAGAGAUAAUUAAAUUUCUUUUUCGGUCGCUAACGAAUUAAUUUAUUUUGAUUCUUCAGGAGAGAUAUCAGUAACUGAUUUAUUAUCACCAAAAGCACAAUUCCGGAAUUUCAAUGAUUAGAGUUGCUAGCUGCUAGUUAAUUUUAUUUUUGAUCAAACGUAUCACAGUUUAUUUUUCCUUCAAUACCUUCCUUUGCAAAUGUUGCCGUCGUUUUUCAUUUUAGUUCAAUUUAUUAGGUGUCAAUGAACAUAGUCAAGAUGAAGGUAGUCUUGAUACUCAAAUUUGACUUUUCGAG
Symsagittifera roscoffensis is the source of this 3908-nucleotide messenger RNA. Its product is annotated as leucine-rich repeat and calponin homology domain-containing protein 1-like. Lineage: Eukaryota; Metazoa; Xenacoelomorpha; Acoela; Convolutidae. Gene Ontology annotation, molecular function: protein binding. The transcript is spliced from 14 exons. Bases 84 to 3257 code for a protein of 1057 amino acids. The record is from RefSeq and is a predicted model, not a curated record.